Messenger RNA from Agrilus planipennis (emerald ash borer), 1159 nucleotides. RefSeq names its product DNA polymerase-like. The annotation marks the transcript as partial. Gene Ontology annotation, biological process: DNA replication. The record is from RefSeq and is a predicted model, not a curated record. The transcript has a single exon. Gene Ontology annotation, molecular function: DNA-directed DNA polymerase activity; nucleotide binding; DNA binding. Lineage: Eukaryota; Metazoa; Arthropoda; Insecta; Coleoptera; Buprestidae.
AGGAAAUUAAAGAGGUCCAGCGCAUUCAAAUUGUAACUUGAAUUAUAAGAAUAGUCAUACAAUACCUGUAAUUUUUCACAAUUUAUCCGGAUAUGACAGUCAUUUCAUAAUUAAAGCUUUAAGCGUAGAAAUAAAAGGUAAUAUUUCUUUAUUGCCGGUUAAUAAAGAGAAGUAUAUUUCAUUCACAAAAUAUAUAGAAAAAACUAAUGUAAGUUUUAGAUUUUUAGAUUCUUUUCGUUUUAUGGCUAGCAGCUUAGAUAAAUUAUCAUCUUAUUUAGAAAAGAAACAAAAAAUUAUCACAAGGAAGUAUUACCAAAAUGAUGAAGAAUUUGAAUUAGUUCAGCGUAAGGGAGUUUUUCCGUAUGAAUAUCUAGACUGUUGGGAAAAAUUACAAGAUAUUAAAUUACCACCUCGAGAAUGUUUUUAUAGUUCAAUUUAUGAUUGUAACAUUUCUCAAACGGAAUACGAUCAUGCAUGUAAUGUGUGGAAGACAUUCAAAAUUAAUAAUUUGCAAGAGUAUGCGGAAUUAUAUCUAAAAACAGAUGUGCUAUUGCUUGCUGAUAUAUUUGAAAAUUUUAGAUCAACAUGUUGGACAACAUAUAAAUUAGAUAGUUUACAUUAUUAUACUGCACCAGGUCUUGCUUUUGAUAGUAUGUUAAAAAUAACAGAAAUUGAAUUAGAACUAUUAACCGAUAUAGAUAUGAUAAUGUUUAUAGAACGAGGUAUAAGAGGGGGAAUAUCACAAUGUUGUAAUCGCUACGGAAAAGCAAACAAUAAAUAUAUGGUAGAUGAAUUUAAUCCUAACGAACCUACAUCAUAUUUAAUGUAUUACGACGUAAACAAUUUGUAUGGUUAUGCAAUGAGUUUUCCACUACCUGAAGGAAAAUUUGAAUGGGUCCAUGACAUUUACUCAAUUAAUAUUGAUGACAUUAAUGAUAAUAAUGAAUACGGUUACAUAUUUGAAGUCGAUAUACAUUAUCCAGAUGCAUUACACGAAACACACAAAGAUUUACCGUUACUUCCUGAACAUUUAGUCCCACCUACAUCUAGCUCAAAGACACCUAAACUGUUAACAACACUUUUUGAUAAGAAAAAAUAUAUCAUUCACUAUAAAAAUUUAAAACAAGCAUUAAGCUUAGGUAUUAAACUUGAAAAAAUU